Molecule: messenger RNA, 1338 nt
Organism: Tetrapisispora phaffii CBS 4417
Lineage: Eukaryota; Fungi; Ascomycota; Saccharomycetes; Saccharomycetales; Saccharomycetaceae
Gene: TRM13
Product: tRNA:m4X modification enzyme
Exons: 1
Coding region: 1-1338 (445 amino acids)
Biological process (GO): tRNA methylation
Source: RefSeq, a predicted model, not a curated record
AUGACUGAACCAAGACCGAAGAAGCAAAGAUUACAAUGUGAAUAUAUCAUUCCUAAUAAAAAGAGACGCUGUGGCAUGACCAGGCCCUCAAAUGAGGAGUCGAAACACGUCAGGUACUGUUUGGAGCAUCGGCAUCUGUUGGGUGUCGACGCCUCUGCAGGUGCUGUGACGGAUAGCAGGAAGAGAGUUCCGUGUCCCUUGGAUCCCAAUCACACUAUAUGGGAAUUCGAAUUGGCUAAGCAUUUGCAGAAAUGCAAUAAGCGUAAAGUGCUGCACUCGAACGAUGGAGAAGUGUAUUACAAAGAAAAUCAUAAUGCAGGUGUGUAUUCGGAGCAGGGCGAUGAGGAGAAAUCAAAUUUGUCUUUGCAAGAUUGCAUAUUGUCCACACUCAACAUCUUGAAGGACUUCAAUAAAGAGAAUGAAAUUGUGAUUCCAAAAUUAAUUAAACACAGUGGAAUCAUGGAAGAUAAGAGGUUUCCUCAAUUAGACGAGAAUGACAACAUUGGUAGGAAGUAUCAUGCAAUCCAACAGUCGUCUCUGAUACAAAACAUGUUCGAUCACAAUAUCCUAACCUCGGCGUCGAAUAGUAAUUUCAUUGAGUUUGGCUGUGGCAGAGCAGAACUCUCCCGUUACAUCAAUCAAGUGAACCAAUACACAACGGACACGGACAAUAGCACUUCGCAUUUCGUUCUGAUCGAUAGAUCAACAAAUAGGAUGAAAUUCGAUGCAAAAAUAAUGGCAGACUCAGAAGAAAUUAAUAGCGUAAGAUCUAACAAUAAUAAACCGCAAAUUGACAGGAUAAGAAUUGACAUUAAGGAUCUGGAUAUCACCCCUGUGUUGAAGUCCAAUGAAAAGUACAUCGCAAUUUCAAAGCACUUAUGUGGUGUCGCAACAGAUUUAGCUUUGAGAUGUUUAAUUGGUCAUGAAAAAGAAUUAAGGGAGGACCAUUUACAAGGUAUUUGCAUUGCAAUGUGUUGCAGACACGUCUGCAAUCACAACUCUUAUAUAAACCCUUCGUACAUUAAACACAUCCUCCAAAAUCAUAGUGCUGGUGAGACUUUGACCUAUAGUCAAUUUUUCCUUGCUUUGACAAAAAUUGCACCAUGGGCAACUUCAGGUAAGGCAGGGACUGGUGACCAAGCACAAACCCAUUUUUCGAAAUUAAAUGAACAAGAAAGAUUCAAUGCAGGUAUACAAGCGAGAAACAUAAUCGAUCAAGGGAGGGCCGAUUGGCUGGAAUCACGAUUAGACGAGAAAACGUUUGGUGUCAAGCUCAUCAGAUACUGCGAAUCAGAAGUCACCCUUGAAAACAACGCCAUCUUAGUCUAUAGAAUAUAG